AUUCCUUACAUUCUCCUCCUCUCCUUCCAGCAGCAGAGAAAUUUCAUUUUUGUUUUUUUUAGUAACUCAUCCAUUUUCUUUAUAGCAACUUCUAGUUGCUAAUUAAUUUAAGUAAAAGGUUGGAUAAGCACCAAAGCCACUAGCUAGCUACAAGUAUGGCAGAAACAAGAAGCUCUGGGCACCAUUUAGACCUCGAGUCUCAGCAGGCGAUGUUGCUCAUAACAGGUACUAACCCGCCACGAGUCGACCACUGGCGCUGGAUUUUUGUGAUCCUCCAAGUCCGGAAACUCCUCAUCUCAUCCAGAGCCAAUCGAGCUAACAAGGCUUCUCCACAAUCUCUUCCUUACACAGUUAUCAGCACUGUUGCUGCAGGAGAUACACCAGACUUGGAACUCACAGGGACUACAGAAAUUUCACCUGCCCCACCUCAAGUUUCUGAAGAUGUCCAUUUGAGCAGGGAUAGUACUGCAAGUGAUGCUGAACUCCAGCAUGCAAAUGUUGCCAAGAUAGUGAAGGACAAGGAUUUUGUUUCCUUGCAGAAGUUUGGAGGCACCCGAGGGAUUGCAGAGGCACUCAACACAGAUUUACGAAAAGGAAUUCCAGGCGAUCAAAAAGAUAUUUCUCGUCGACGCAUAGUCAAUGCACUCUCGACUACACAGACUCCUGCUCCAAGCUUCUUCAAACUUCUCCUUCAAUCGUGCAACAAUUACACCAUUGUCCUUCUCUUUGUGUCUGGCUUGCUGUCAAUUGUGUUUGGCAUCAAGGUGGAAGGCCUAAGGACCGGUUGGUAUGAAGGGGCCAUCAUAAUGUUUGCCAUCCUCAUACUUGUGGUUGCUCCUUCCAUACGUGACUUCUGGCUUGAAAACUCACACAACCAUAAUGCAGUGAUACAGACUGCAGGGAUGAGUAAAAAUGUAGUUGAGGCCGUCAGAGGGGGUUGUCCGUGUGAAUUUUCUGUAUCUGAUGUUGUGCCAGGUGACUUAGUGUGUUUGAAACGGGGAUCUGUGGUUCCUGCUGACGGUUUGUUUGUUUCUGGUGAGUUCUUAGUAUUGGAUGAUGGUAUGGAGACAACCAUCGAUGACAAGAAACCAUUUAUGUUCUAUGGUGCAAAGGUGGUUAGUGGAAAUGGUCUCAUGCUAGUUACCUCUGUGGGCAUAGACACGGCAUUGGGUGAGCUGAUGAACCGAGUAGCACAUACUCCUAACCGUGCCCAAUUACCAGCUCAACUUGACAAGAUGAACACACGCACCCAAAUUGCGGGGCUCUCAAUCUCUAUUCUCCUCCUUGUAGUGUUGUUCUUUCGUUUCUCGCUUGAAAAGAAAGAUUACGACUCUGGCCUGCCAGAGCUUAAGGGGAAACCAGCUGCAAGUAAGGAAAUAAUGAAUGUGAUGGGGAAAAUUGUCAUGAAACCAAGUGGACAGAUUAGCAUCUUAACAACAGCUCUGGCCAUCUUGCUUGUAGGAGUAGUGGAAGGGAUACCUCUUUUUGUUACACUUGCCAUAACCUAUUGGAAUAAGAAGACACUGUCUGGCAAGGCCACUGCUCAAGGAAUUUUGGCUUGUGUCAACAUGGGCUCUGUCACAACCAUUUGCACGGACAAAACUGGUGUGCUGACUUUGAACUCGCCGGAAGUCGACGUGUGCUAUAUUGGGAACGAAGUCAUAGAAAAGGACUGUGUCACCAGAAUAGACACACGUGUUCGUGAAGCUUUGUGCAAUGGAAUCUGCACACCACUUUUGAAGCAGUCAAGCUCUUGCAGCUCAUCAGAGGACCCGCUCCUUCCAUGGGCUGCCAAUUUGGGGAUGGAAAUUGAGAUUUUGAGGCAGACCCACACCAUCCUUGAUUCCAAGGAGUUGAGAACCAACGAGGAAGGCAGUGGAGUACUGAUGAAAAAAUCCAGUGACAAUGAAGGAGAUAUGUGCUUGCAUUGGAAAGGACCUGCAAAAACAAUAUUAGGCAUGUGCUCGCACUACACUGACAGCAGAGGGACAACAAAGGUCAUCGAUGAACAACGUAAACUGGCUUUUAACCAGAUUGCAGAGCACAUGCAGUCCAAACAUCUAAAGACCAUUGCAUUUGCUUACAAGCAGACUGAUGUUGCAGUGCUUGAAGAAAACAGCUUAAUCUUAAUAGGACUACUAGGUGUGAAGUAUACAUGUUGCGUAGAUAUAAUGGAAGUAGUGACAGCUUGUCAAGAAGCAGGAGUGAACAUCAUAUUGGUGUCAGAAGAAAAGGUGUCAAAGCUGGAAGACAUUGCUGUUGCAUGUGGAAUACUUGCCAACACUAACAGGUUGGUGCUUGAAGGCGAAAGGUUUCGAAAUAGUAGUGCAGAAGAAAGGAUGGACAUGGUAGAUAAAAUCUGCGUAAUGGGAAACUCCAUUCCUUCAGACAGGCUCCUUUUGGUGCAAUGCCUGAAAAAAAAAGACCACGUUGUGGCGAUGGUUGGAGUCAGAACAAAUGAGACUCCAACUCUUAAAGAAGCUGAUGUGGGGGUUGCAAUGGGGACUUGGAGUAGUGAAAUGGCAAGAGAAAGUUCUGACAUCAUCAUCUGGGAUAGAAAUUUUAGUUUCUUGGUCCCCAUUAUAAGGUGCGGCAGAUGCAUUUACUACAACAUUCAAAAGUACAUCCAACUUGAGCUCACCAUGAAUAUAGCAUGGCUGCUGAUAACAGCCACUACCACAAUGGCUUGUGGAGAUAGUGCAAUUACAGCAAUUCAGUUAUUCUGGGCAAACAUGGUUGUGACUCUUCUAGGUGGGCUUGCUCUACUGAUGGAGCUGCCGACAAAGGAACUAAUGGAGAAGCCACCGGCCAGACGAACUGACUGGCUCAUUAGCAAGGCAAUGUGGAGAAACAUUGUCAGUCAAGCCUUAUAUCAGACUGCCAUCUUGGUCAGCUUUCAACUGAAAGGGCAAACCGUCCCGGGCAUCAGCAAGAAGGUUAGCGAGUCCAUUGUUUUCAACAGUUUUGUUCUGUGUCAGGUAUUCAAUCAAGUCAAUUCAAGGGAGCUAGAGAAGAAGAACGUGUUCAGGGGCAUACUUCACAAUCAGUGGUUCUGGGGGUCUGUGGGUGGCACUCUCGUCCUGCAGGUGGCUUUUAUUGAGAUCUCACAUAUUCUUGUUGGCAAUGCAAGGUUGAAUUGGGCACAGUGGGGUGUGUGUCUAUUAAUUGGGAUGGUUUCAUGGGAAAUUGAUUUGGUUGUGAAGUGUGUAUCGGGCGUUGUCAUGAAUGGAACAUUCAGCUCUCAUGUUGGAUGUAUUAAUAAUAGUAUGACACCCUCUGCUGUCUCAGGUUCUGCAUCUAAUCUUGAGCUCCCACUCAUUGAUGGAAACUCCACAAGAUCCCAUGAUCCUAUGAUCCCAUCUUAGUUUUUGUAUCAAAAUUUUCAGUGUCAUGUUCUACUUGUUGGAAGAUAUUGAGUGAAUCCUUGUGAAUGCUUCCUAGUUAGUUUGUAUAUUCAGUCUUGCAUACAUUAAUUCCUCCAAGAUGGAGAAGAAUAGAAUACAGAAAGUUUUCCUUGAA
Prunus avium (sweet cherry) is the source of this 3519-nucleotide messenger RNA. RefSeq names its product putative calcium-transporting ATPase 13, plasma membrane-type. Gene Ontology annotation, cellular component: intracellular membrane-bounded organelle; plasma membrane. Gene Ontology annotation, biological process: calcium ion transmembrane transport. Gene Ontology annotation, molecular function: ATP binding; P-type calcium transporter activity. The record is from RefSeq and is a predicted model, not a curated record. NCBI's taxonomy places the organism in Eukaryota, Viridiplantae, Streptophyta, Magnoliopsida, Rosales, Rosaceae.